This is a messenger RNA of Lotus japonicus, 432 nucleotides long. RefSeq lists its product as uncharacterized. The record is from RefSeq and is a predicted model, not a curated record. Bases 1 to 432 code for a protein of 143 amino acids. Lineage: Eukaryota; Viridiplantae; Streptophyta; Magnoliopsida; Fabales; Fabaceae. The transcript has 2 exons.
AUGCGAAGGGAUGUAUUCCUUCGAAUUGUGGAAGCCAUUGACAACAAUGAUGACUAUUUCCAGAUGCGAGAGGAUGCAACAUGUAGAAUGUGUCUUUCACCAUUACAUAAAUGUAAUGUUGCAAUUCGUAUGUUGGCUUUUGGGUCACCAGCUGAUAGUGUGGAUGAGUAUGUGCAAAUUGGUGAAAGCACUAUAGUGGAAUGUUUGGUCAAGUUUGUUACAAGAAUAAACGAGGUAUUUAAGCCAAAGUACUUGAGAAAACCGAACAACCAUGACAUCACACGCCUUAUGGAAAUAAGGGAUGCACGUGGGUUUCCCAGUUCAAAUAAUGACAUCAACGUCCUCAAUCAAUCUGAUGUCUUUAAUGAGGUUUUGCAUGGGCAAGCUCCUGAGGUACAAUUUACAUUGAAUGGAACCACAUAUGACACAUGA